Messenger RNA from Myripristis murdjan (pinecone soldierfish), 4280 nucleotides. RefSeq names its product elongator acetyltransferase complex subunit 1 (gene elp1). Gene Ontology annotation, biological process: tRNA wobble base 5-methoxycarbonylmethyl-2-thiouridinylation. Gene Ontology annotation, molecular function: tRNA binding; protein binding. The record is from RefSeq and is a predicted model, not a curated record. Bases 248 to 4192 code for a protein of 1314 amino acids. Gene Ontology annotation, cellular component: elongator holoenzyme complex; cytosol. NCBI's taxonomy places the organism in Eukaryota, Metazoa, Chordata, Actinopteri, Holocentriformes, Holocentridae. The transcript has 36 exons.
CUCCUCCUGCGUCAGAGGUGAACGGUCGGAAACAUGACAGCGCCACAUGCGUGUUGUUGUGUUGUGAUGUGAAGUGAAGUGAAGUGAAGUGAAGUGAAGGCUGGACUUUAAACUGAUUCACGGAGUCAAACUGUUUGUUAGCGAAGGUGAGACAGGGCGUGUUGUGGCUCCUCCCUCCUCUGUGUCCCGUUGCUCUGAUCCAUCUGGUCCUCGGCAGCGUUCAGGAGCGACUCUCCUCUGAGGCGACAUGAGGAACCUGAAGCUGCGGAGCCGCAGGAGCUGGGAGCUGCAGGGGCCCGGGGCCCCGCAGGGCCUCGCCGUCCACACCGACACCGGAUCACUGCUGCUCGCCUCGCCGCUCGCCAUCACAGAGACCGACCACCGCACCGGACAGCUGCUGCGUGAGGUCUCCCUGACGGCGGACGGCUUCCUGCCGGACGACGGCGGCGGCUCGGUGGUCGGCCUGCAGGAUCUGGCGGAGCAGGAGUCUGUGUGCGUGGCGACGGCCGGCGGUGAUGUCAUCCUCUGCAACCUCAACACCGACCAGCUGGAGUGUGUUGGCAGUGUGGACAGCGGUCUGACCUCGAUGAGCUGGAGUCCUGAUGAAGAGCUCGUCAUCCUCACCACAGGUCAGGAGACGAUCAUCAUGAUGACCAAAGACUUUGAGCCGAUCACCGAGGUGGGGAUCCACCAGGAGGACUUUGGUGAAGGGAAGUUCAUCACAGUCGGCUGGGGAAAGAAGGAGACUCAGUUCCACGGCUCGGAGGGGAAACAGGCGGCGCAGAGGAAGACCCUGGAGGUGCAGCCGGCCGUGCCGUGGGACGACCGCAGGCCGAGGGUGACGUGGCGAGGAGAUGGUCAGCUGUUCGCCGUCAGCGCCGUGUGUCCUCAGACGGGGGCGAGGAAGGUGCGGGUGUGGAGCCGGGAGUGUGUGCUGCAGGCCACCAGCGAGGCCGUCAACGGCCUGGAGCAGGCGCUCUGCUGGAAGCCGUCAGGCAGCCUGAUAGCGAGCACGCAGCAGCAGCCCAACAAACACAGUGUGGUGUUCAUGGAGAAGAACGGCCUCCUGCACGGAGACUUCACCCUGCCCUUCAGCCGCGACCAGGCCAAGGUGAAGGAGCUGCUGUGGAACAGUGACUCGACCGUUCUGGCCGUCUGGUUGGAAGCGGCUGCAGGCGAAGAAAAGCGAGUCGACACACACAUCCAGCUGUGGACGGUGGGGAACUACCACUGGUACCUGAAGCAGAGUCUGGACUUCGGCUCGGACCCCCAGCGGGCCCCGGCCUGCGUCACCUGGGACCCGGAGCACGCCCUGCGGCUACACGUGGUCACCGCCGGCUGGACCGCCGUCACCUACGACUGGAGCUGGAGCACGGAGCGCAGCGCGGGGCCCGACGCCGACGACAACGCCGGCGUGGCCGUGAUCGACGGAGAUAAGGUCCUGGUGACGACCUUCAGGCAGGCCGUGGUUCCUCCUCCCAUGUGUUCGUUUGAGCUUCAGCUCACCUCCCCGGUCAACCAGGUGAGCUUCCUGUGCCAGCCGCAGAGGACCAAUCAGCUCGCAGCGCUCACCGCCGACGGACAGGUCGCUGUCUUCGUCCCAGCUCCAGCAGCUCCAGCUGAUCAGACAGCAGCAGGGUUCAGGACGGUGUCUCCUCCUCUGGUUCUGCAGAGAACGUACAGGGUCUCCGUGCAGCAGGACGUUCCUCUGGUUCUGCGGCAGCUCCUGUGGCUGCAGGACGAUCUGUUUGUGGCCGUGAGCUCCGGCCUGCAGCCGAGCUCCUCCAGCCUGCUGCUGCUGAGGCCCGACGGCAGCACACACACACUCUGCGUCAGCUCGGAGCUGGAGCUGCCCGGUGUCGUGGUCGGUCUGGUUCACGGCGCUCGGAGCGGCACGCUGGCCGUGCAGCUGGAGGACGGACAGACACGGAAACUCCUCUGGGAUGGUGCUGAGCCGGCGCUGCUGGACCUGCUGGACCCGAGCGGCUGCAGGGUCGGCCUCCCCGUCGCCUGCGUCCACACGGCCCUGUGCAGCCUCGGAGGACAGGAGAUUCUGCUGGGUCUGACUGACAGGUCUCACCUGUACGCUGGAGACACACAGCUCGCCUCCAACGUUUCCUCCUUCGUGGUUUACGACGACUUCCUGAUCCUCACCACACACUCACACACCUGCCGCUGCCUGCAGCUGAGCACGCUCAGCGUCAAAGGCCUGCAGGGGGCGCUGGCGUCAGACGGCGGUCAGAACGACGAGACGCUGCGGCGCGUGGAGCGAGGGUCCAGGAUCGUCACCGUGGUGCCGCAGGACACCAGGCUCAUCCUGCAGAUGCCUCGUGGGAACCUGGAGACGGUCCAUCACCGAGCGCUGGUGUUGGCUCAGCUCAGGAAGUGGCUGGACAGUCUGAGGUUCAGGGAGGCGUUCGAGGUCAUGAGGAAACUGCGGAUCAACCUGAACCUCAUCUACGACCACAACCCCCAGGUUUUCCUGGAGAACGUGGAGAGCUUCGUCACGCAGCUCGACUCCGUCAACCACAUCAACCUGUUCCUGACCGAGCUCAGGGAGGAGGACACCAGCAGGAGCAUGUACCCCCGUCCCGACAGCAGCUCCUCUCAGGCUCCUCCUCCUCCUCCUCCUCCUCCUCCCGGCGUGACGAAGGUGGACGUGGUGUGUGACGCUCUGCGCCGCUGCCUCGAGGCUCUGGACACACACAGGUUCUGUCUGUCCAUCCUGACGACUCACGUGAAGAAAACUGUUCCUGAGCUGGAGGUCGCCCUGCAGAAGGUCCACGAGCUGCGAGUGAACCCCCCCGGCGCCGCGGGGGCCGUGAGCGCUGAGGAGGCGUUGAAGUACCUGCUGUUCCUGGUCAACGUGAACGAGCUGUACGAACACUCGCUGGGCACCUACGACUUCGACCUCGUGCUCAUGGUGGCCGAGAAGUCCCAGAAGGACCCUAAGGAGUACCUGCCCUUCCUCAACAUGCUGAAGAGCCUGGAGACGAACUACCAGCGCUUCACCAUCGACCGGCACCUGAGGAGGUUCAGGAAGGCCCUGCAGCACCUCAGCAAGUGUGGAGAGGAGCGUUUCCCCGAGGCGCUGCAGCUCAUCAAGGAGCAGAAACUCUUCAGCGAGGCGCUUCGACUUUACCCAGCAGGGGGCGCUCCGCACAAGGCUCUCAGCCGCGCCUACGCCGACCACCUGAUGGAGCAGCAGCAGCCGGAGCAGGCCGGCCUGUUGCUAUGGCGAUGCGGCGAGCCGGCCGAGGCCCUGCAGGCGUUCGUCAGCGGCUCCAGCUGGAGGAACGCCGUGAGCGCGGCGCAGCAGAUCCCGCUGCCGCCGCCGCAGCUCGCCCUGCUGGCCCGACAGCUGGCAGAGAAGCUGAUGGAGCAGCGGCGGUACUCUGAGGCGGCUCUGCUGCUGGACCAGUACGCCAAGGACUGUGAAGAGGCCAUCGCGGCUCUGAUCACAGGUGCAUUGUGGGAGGAGGCGCUCCGACUGAUUCACAUGCACGACCGGCAGGACAUCACUGAGACUGACCUGAAACCAGCUCUGCUAGAAGCGUGCGGCUCUCAGGUCUCCUUCCUGGAGGCCCAGGCGGUGACGUUCAGCCGCCACAGGGCCCGCCUGGCUGUGGUCCGCCAGCAGAAGCUGAAGGCCCGGCUGGAGCUGCUGGACGACGAGGCAGCAGACUGCGUGGACGCUGAUCUCUUCUCUGAGGCCAGCAGUGUGAUGACCAACUCCAGAUACUCACACAGCAACUCCCGCAUCUCCUCGAGGUCGUCUAAGAACCGCAGGAAGGCGGAGCGUAAGAAGUUCAGUCUGAAGGAGGGAAGCCCUCUGGAGGACUGUGCGCUGCUCUGCGCCCUGAGUGACAUCAUCAGCACCGUGGACAAGAUGAGAGAGGAGGUGCACGGCCUGCUGAAGGCGCUGGUGCUGUUCCAGUUUGACGGACAGGCGCAGAAGCUGCAGCUGGCCUACGGGGAGGCCCUGCACACGAUGGAGGCGGCUGUGCCCGAGAUCUGGCAGGACGUCCCGCAGCAGAGCCAGGCCCCGGUCACCGGUCCGAACUCGACGGCCAACAGCAUCACAGCCUCGUUCAACCAGCAGAAACCUGCAGCGGCCCAGCCAGACGCAGAGAUCCUGACGCCUCCGAAGAUGAGAAACGGCGUCAAGUGGAAGCUCGCCGUCCUUCAGUAGAGUUUUGUUACAAUAUUUUGUUUUGUUUUUUAAUUGUAAAGAAAAAAAAAAGCUCAUUCUGUGUUAAUAAAGAUCUGUUUCAAACGUC